GUUCACAGCACGUAGCCGGUUUGUGUAAAUCAACCGAAUCAGGUGACUCGCUCAGUCGUUAUAUCGUCGUUAAAUAUGGUUUCGGAUGCACGGUGUUUUUUCUGUAAAAUGUUCCGUCAUCGUGUUUUUCGUAUGGUUUUUUGAUCGAGUGUGAUUUUUUUUAAUGCUGUUAUAUUUAUUAAUCGGUUUGUUUAUUAAUUAUGGCUUCGAUGGACGUGUUUUUUGUUAUCUUCAUAUGGACGACGGUCAUCCCUUACAGUUUGGCCCAAUGUUACUUACCGGAUUAUUUACAAGGAGAUUUCUCCAUGCAGUCUCCUAAAAGUGUACCUGGCCAAGUCAAAUACGAACCUGUGAGUAUAACGGCCGAGGGUGUAUCGUUGUGGGGAUACUGUAAACAAAAAAUCGGAAAUGGACUUUACCUCAUUGAAAGCUCGAAUGGUACCUACAGUACGUACUGCCUUCGAUGUUUCCAUAUUAGCGUCAAGUCUCAGAAUAUCGUCUUGAUUAGACUGGCCGGCCACACCGAUCGGUGCUUCGUCAGUUCCCAAGCUGCAGAGUCAUCUUGCCCUAAACCCGAUCAACUGGAGCCAGCUAGACAAAUUAUUUUGUUUAAAAAUAAAGAAGAAAUCCGAAAAGAAUACUGCCCGAUAAAUGGCCAAUACACGAUACACUACAGACAAAAUAAACCAGAUUAUCCGAUAGAAUGCAGCAGUCGUUCAUCCCAGCUCGAUAACUGUCCUGUAGGAUCCGAAAUGAAUAUUCGUUUCCGAGAUUGUCAGUUUGAAAAUCAUGAUUUAGUAUUCGAAUGCCUGGGAAGUUGGGAUGGGCCUAAUCAACAAAGGUAUUUAGCUUUGUUUGAUACCAGAACUGGAACAGAUCCUAGGCCGCAAUAUCGUUGUGGACUCUACAGAGAAGAUCCAGGAAGUGGGACCGUUUACAUCGCCUUCUCCAGCGAUUCAACGUGUACUACUGAUUUGCAAAACUCGCAAGCAGGUUUCGAAACUUUAAUUUUGACCAAAAUAAAGCCUCGAUUUCCUUUUCAAUUGGCUGGUAAUCGUGGAUGCAGAUUUCCAAGCUGGACUGAAGGUCGUUGGGAACUAGUCAAUGUGCUAGGGAAAAUUUUCUCUUAUACAGAUUUGACGCUUUUCAAGAAGUAUACUUUCCAGUGUGUAGAAGAAGAAGAUGGCAGGGAUAGGAUUUAUUCUCCUUAUUCGGACGAUGAACGAGUUCUUGUCGUUGGCAGGACUGAAUGUAAUGAAGAAAUGUAUACGUGCAUUUGGUUGAAAAAACGAGGUGAAAAUGUGCUCGAAUUUCAAUUAGCAACUGAAACUAGUCAAUACCCAAAUAACUCAUUAUGUUCGGUGCAGAACUUCCAGUCUAAUGUUUGGAUCACGCAAGGACGAAAAGAUCUCUCGACUUUAUCGCCAUGUCCGAUCCUCGGCGAGUACAUUGGACAGCUUCCAAAUGUGCAGGCGAACUUUUGCGCCAAACUAUCGUCAAAUUGCCUUUCGCAAGAUACCAUGUAUUACACGGUUUCAGACUGUACGCCGCAACAAAUUUACGAAGAACGUGAAUACAGAUGUCUGGGGCAAUGGAAAGAGAACGAUUACACCUACACGUUUACUCAACGUAAAGAUACAGGAACGUACGAGUGUUUCGUUGGUACUAUGAUCUCGGAAUCAGAAAUCUCAGUCAGAGAAGCUGGUAAAAACUGCGAACGUAAUAUGACCCCGUUGAUGCUGGAAAUGAGAUUAACUCGUAAAAGUUCGUGUGCUGAAAACCGUUCCAGUACUGCGGUAUUUACAUCCACGACGCCAACCAGCACUGUGCCAGUUACCACUACUAAAUAUACUGUUAAUAAACGUAUUAUACAGCAUACUACUAGACCGUGGAGACCGUCAAAUGUCACGAGACUUCCACCGCCAUCUAGAAAUAAAAAUGGCAAUACUAGUGAUUCUUCAAAAAUAGUUCCUCUGCAUUUAUCUUUACUUUUUAUUUUACAUGUCUUUAGUCUUAAAUGUUUUUAUAAUGCAUUUACCAGUUUAUAAAGCCUUUUUUGUGUGCUAAUUUUUAUGUAUUGUAUACUUUUUUACUCGUAUUUAUGUACCUAUUUUUAGUAUCGAAAAAUUGUAGAUUUUUGUAUAAAUUUGUAUUCGUCUUCGUGAA
Planococcus citri (citrus mealybug) is the source of this 2166-nucleotide messenger RNA. RefSeq lists its product as uncharacterized. The record is from RefSeq and is a predicted model, not a curated record. The coding region runs from base 201 to 2048 and encodes 615 amino acids. Lineage: Eukaryota; Metazoa; Arthropoda; Insecta; Hemiptera; Pseudococcidae. The transcript has 13 exons.